Messenger RNA from Hyposmocoma kahamanoa, 737 nucleotides. RefSeq lists its product as uncharacterized. The transcript has 4 exons. Bases 1 to 711 code for a protein of 236 amino acids. The record is from RefSeq and is a predicted model, not a curated record. Lineage: Eukaryota; Metazoa; Arthropoda; Insecta; Lepidoptera; Cosmopterigidae.
AUGAAUAAAGCUAUGGAAGAAAGUGUUGCUCUAUUGAAAAACAAUAAUGUCCCAAAUGCUGAACAAGGUGUAAGUUACAUAGAAGAUCUGAAAAAAAAGAUAAAGAAUAUAGCUAAUAACGACAAGCAGGACAGGCAGGAGCAUUACCACGGUACAUAUUCGGGCGAGGGCAACUUUACCACGCCUUAUGACGAAAAAAUUGGUGUAGUUGCAGAUGCGCGAAGAAAAAGUGACAAGUACCAUAAAAGGAACAAAAAUAUUGUCGUUGAAAAUAUGUAUAUUGGCAAAACAGACGCUUUUCGUAGAUAUAAGGAAGCAGCUGUAUUAUCAAUGGUCACUGAAAUGUCCACGAAUCCUGUUAGUUCCACUGACACGGCGCAUGAAAAGUUCUACGACAAGGCCGAAAAAGAACUCAACAGUUUGCUGAAUGGUGACUCCACUGGUCAGCAAGUGAAGGAUCGGCUCGAGAGACGGGAGAAAAUGAAAAAACAGCUCGAGGAAUGGGUUAAAACGAGGAUUGAAGAGAAGAAAAGAAUUAAACACUACAGGGAUGAGUUAAAUGGUAAAUUGAGAAAGGUGGAGGCCUGCCCGCUGCGCGGCUUCGGCCCGCGUGUCAACUCUGGGGAGCUCCAGCACAUAACUAAACAAAUCGCACGGUAUCCCUGCUGCAGGAAGUGCUGCAAGAAGUCUUACUUGGGCUGUCUUAAAUAAACAAUCUAUCAAAAAGUUUAGCCGUU